Messenger RNA from Dicentrarchus labrax (European seabass), 1999 nucleotides. Its product is annotated as arf-GAP with dual PH domain-containing protein 2-like. Gene Ontology annotation, molecular function: GTPase activator activity; phosphatidylinositol bisphosphate binding. Gene Ontology annotation, biological process: positive regulation of GTPase activity. The transcript has 11 exons. The coding region runs from base 160 to 1344 and encodes 394 amino acids. The record is from RefSeq and is a predicted model, not a curated record. Gene Ontology annotation, cellular component: intracellular membrane-bounded organelle; plasma membrane. NCBI's taxonomy places the organism in Eukaryota, Metazoa, Chordata, Actinopteri, Moronidae.
GCAGAACAAUAAACUUCAUGAUGCUGGGCUGGUAAGAGGAAAUGCUGGGCCACUGGCCAAUGAGAAGGAAUUGUGAUUUUCACCUGCUACAGAGCAGAAUAGCUCCGUACCAUGCAAUGGGUAGAAUCAAUAUGGAGUUAAUACCUAGUGGCUCUUUUGAUGGGACUCGACUGUCAGUCUGACAGGAGUAAACUAUCUUCACCUAUGGCCAGUCUGGAAAGAAAUAACAAAAUACUGCUCGAUUUGGCACGACAGCCAGGUAACAACUUGUGUGCCGACUGUGGUGCUCCUGAGCCUGACUGGGCCUCCUACACUCUUGGUAUCUUUGUGUGCCUGAACUGCUCAGGAAUGCAUCGUAAUUUGCCAGCUGUCAGCAAAGUGAAGUCCAUACGUCUGGAUCGCUGGGAAGAUUCACUAGUAGAGUUCAUGAGGGAGAGGGGAAAUUCUUAUGCCAAAGCCGUUUACGAGAAGUGUGUCCCUGCCUUCUACUACCGGCCGCAACAAAGAGACUGCAUUGUUCUUAAGGAUCAAUGGAUCCGUGCAAAGUAUGAAAGAAGAGAAUUCACAGGAGAAAACAACUAUUCUCAGCACGCUUAUAGCUCAGACCUGAUUGAGUCAACACUGUGGAAGAAGGGCAAAGAUAACAAGCAGUUUCUUAAGCGGAUCUUCCUUCUCUCCCGGAAAGACUUCACCCUCAGAUACUUCAUUAAAGAGGAUUCCAAGGUUCCCAAAGCUGUCAUCUCCAUGAAGGAUCUGAAUGCAGUUUUCCAGCCAGAGAAGAUCAAUCAUGCUCACGGUCUGCAGAUCUCCUAUCUGCACGACGAGCGUAUGAGGAAUCUGUUUGUUUAUCAUGAGGAUGGACAGAUAAUUGUAUCCUUGUUCAAUGCUAUUCGGGCCACACGGCUGGCAUACCUCCAGAGGAAACACCCCACCCUUCGAGAUAAUGACUUAAUACCUCUGAUAGCAACACAUUGCCUAAAGGAGGGGUACAUGGAGAAAACUGGUCCAACGCAACGGGAGCCAUUCAAGAAGAGGUGGUUCAUACUGUGCUCAAAAAACAGAAAGCUUCUAUAUUUUAAAACUCCACUGGAUGCCACAGAGCUGGGCGCCGUCUUCAUCGGCACAGAGAGCCACAGCUACAGAGUAGAGAGCAGCGGCCGGGGCACGAGGGUAGGCCGGUGGCACUAUGGCAUCACGCUGCAGACUCCAGGCAGGCAGUUUGUGUUUAUGUGUGAGCAGGAGCAGGAGCAGAGAGAGUGGCUGGAGGCCUUCAGAAAGGUCAUCUCUCAACCCAUGACCCCAGAGGACUACGCUAAUGAAGCCAACUUGAGAAGGGGGAAAUGACUGAAACAUCUCCACCUGCUGGCUUGCAGGAGUACAGGAUACGAUAGGUAUACUUUUAGGGCCUAACAGACAGAAAGUUUUACUUUCCUGAACCUGUCAGUCAGGAUGUAAAGAAAUAUGCACAAAAAAAAAAAUCUGUUUUACUGGCAGGACUGCUUGACACUUCUGACAAAUGAUCAAUUCUAACACUCUGCACUGACUACAGUGUCUGUGGUUACAAUGUGCCACAUUAGAGAAGUGGCUGUCACAGCUGAGAUGUUGCUGCUUUAUGAGAUCUAUACACAUCAGAAGCAGUAUCUCCUGAAUUCAUUGCCUCGUUGUUGCCACAGUGUCACCACAUAAAAUAAGUCUUUGCAAUGUAUUAUAUGUAUUGUAAUAUGUUUAUACACUGGACAUGAAUAACAUGAAUGAACUGGAACCAAAUGUUGUAUUUAUUACAAAUAAGGAGUAAGUUGUACAAUUUUAGCUUUUGGUAGUAUUUUUACUUUUGUAGUUUGUUUAGUGGAUUUUUUUUUUUGUAUUUCUUGUUGUAUGUUUAACUCAAUUUGCACAUUUUGAAAAGAUUUUUUUCUUUCUCACACUCAUUUUAACUCUCUAUAUUGUUCUCUGAAACUUAACACUCUUCAUAAUUUUAAUAAACUUAAUACACAAUUGA